This is a messenger RNA of Microthlaspi erraticum, 1005 nucleotides long. Lineage: Eukaryota; Viridiplantae; Streptophyta; Magnoliopsida; Brassicales; Brassicaceae. The record is from the annotation of a GenBank genome assembly.
AUGGUUUGGAGAAUAGCCUCAUCUCAUCCAUCACUAUGGGUCCAGUGGAUCAAAACGUAUCUCAUCCCUACGGACUCCUUCUGGUCAGUUCGAGAUACUGGUUUGGGAUCAUGGGUCUGGCGAAAGUUAUUGAAAUGCAGAGAUUUGGCAAAGCAGUUCUACAAGGUGGAAGUUCAUAACGGCCAGAGAACUUCAUUCUGGUACGACAACUGGUCGCCGCUAGGUACGCUGAUCGACAUCACUGGACCACGGGGUUUUAUUGAUCUGGGUAUUACUUCGAGUAAAUCGGUGGCGGACGCUCUCACUGGUCUCGGACGCAGACGCCAUAGAACAGAGCAGCUACGGGCUAUCCAAGUCAUGCUCAACUCUCUAUGCAGCCGGAGCAUGCACACUGCAGAAGACAUACCGCUUUGGAAAGUUUCUGCGGACGUAUACAAACCUUCUUUCAGUACAAAGAAUACCUGGAUACAGCCCCGACAUGCCGGACCCGUUAUUCAAUGGCACCGUGGAGUUUGGUUUACUCAUUCCACCCCUAAAUUCUGUUUCUUUGCCUGGUUAGCGAUGCAUAAUCGUUUGGCUACCGGAGAUAGAAUGCUCUCUUGGAAUGCAGGUGUCAAUGCUACUUGUCUCCUAUGUCAGCAGUCUGUGGAAUCCCGCAAUCACCUCUUCUUCGCAUGUCGAUACUCUGCAGCAGUCUGGAGUGUGUUGACAAAGGGUCUUCUCAAAGGCCUCUACACCACAAACUGGAACGCCCUUGUCUCCGUCAUUUCAAAUACCACUCAACCACGACAUACCCAAUUCCUAAUUCGGUAUGUUUUUCAAGCCACAAUUCAUGGUCUCUGGACGGAACGGAACUCUCGGCGCCAUGGAAAACAGCCACUUCCCCCAGCUCAACUCGUUCAGCUCAUUGACAAAACCACACGGAACCGCCUUUCAUCAAUUACGCAGAUUGGAGAUCGAAAGUUUGAUGGUGCGUUGCAAACCUGGUUUGAAACAAGAAGCUAG